AUUCAAAAUAUAUUAGUAUACUCGAAGGAAUGUGAGACAAGAACUGUCUCUUUCUUUGAAGUCAAUAAAAAUGAAAAAUUGGAAGAUGUGGUGAUUUCUAAGUUACACAGUGACAUGAUAUAUCCCUGUCCGAAUUGCAAUAAAGAUUUAAUAAUCUUAAUAAACAAUCCUUCAGAUAGUAGUCAUACAUUUCAUGCUUCAUUGGCUCUUGUAAAUCAAAUAGAACAAUCGCAAGAGAAUAAUCAAAUAUCUGAUAAUGCAGAAGAGUUUAACGUUUGUACAUUGAAAUCAAGGGCACAAGAUAAAUUAUAUGAAUCAUUGUAUCAAAAUAUUAUCAAUGAAAAUACAACAAAUGAUAAUAAAUGCGAUAUCAAAAGGAAACAUGGUAACUUGCAAAAAAUUGAUGUAUCAUGUAAACUGAAAGCAGGUAUAAAGAGAAAGAUUCAUCAAAAUAUUUCUAUGAAAACAUUCAUUAAUCCUACUAAGAUGCAGAAAUUAGAAGCAAAAUUAGAUACAAUGGAACGAAGUUUUAAUGAAUUAGACAGUGAUUACAGUAAAUUAAAUGUAACUGACUUAAUAACAUUUCAAUCAGUAAACAAUGGUGUAGAAUGUCUUAGUGAAGAAAUAAAAAAUGAACAGGAAUCUAAUACAAGGGAUAUGAUAAAAAAGAAAUAUCUUGGUAAAUCGCGAAUAAUUCGAGUAAAAUUAAAUGCAAAAGAACAAGAUGAAUCAAAUAGUAAUUAUGAUAAGUCAAACGUAACUGAUUUGAUAACACUCCAGUCAGAAAAUGAUAAUAUUGAAUACAUCACUGAUGAUAAAGGAAUUGAAGAUGACAACAUAAUGGUCGUGACCAAAAUGGAAGAAGAAUAUGUCAAUGAAAAUGAUACAAAUGACAUCAAUAUUUCAAAAAAUAAUUUAAAACAAGAAUGCAAUUUAUGUGGAGCUCGUUAUAUUUUACAAGAAAAAUAUGAAUUUCACAUGGAGAGACACAAAUUAAAUAAAAUAGAUAAAUAUGUUUGUACAAAAUGCGAUAAAGAAACUAAAAAUGAAAACUUGUUGUGGGAUCACUACCUUCACAUGCACAAAAGCUCAAUACAGUAUCUUUGUUUGAAAUGUAAAAAAGUAUUCAUGAAAAAGGCACAUUUAAUUGCGCAUCAGAAAACGUGCAAAUUCUCUGAUAAUGAAACAAUGCUAAAUAUUAAAACAGAUGUGGAUAACAAUCAGAAAAUUAUUACAAGACCGAGGCGAAAAUGCAAAGUCUGCAGAAAAUUGAUUAGAGAUCCUAAUGCUAUUAACGAUGAAGCAAUGUGCGCCUCCUGUAAAAUAAGAGGAAUUUCCCAGCGACAAUAUUACUGUGCAAAGUGCCAUAAACAUUUUAUGCGUCAGGAGAGACUCGAGUUCCACAAGAUGCGACAUAAUGAGAAUAUGGACGAGUUUAUCUGCAGCACGUGCGGUAAGGAAUUCAGUGGGGAAAAUUCUUUAUACGAACAUUAUCUCUUUGUGCAUAAGGGAUUUAGACCACAUAUUUGUGAAAUAUGCGGCAAGUCAUUUCAGCUGAAGGUGCGAUUGAAGGAACAUCAGCGAAAACAUACUGGUGAGAUGCCUUAUCAAUGUGAAGUAUGUGGCCUGCGAUGUAGGACUACACAUGCAUUAAAAUUUCAUAAGAAGUCUCAUGUCUCUAAUCGCCACAUUUGCGAGAUAUGUGGCAAAUCGUUCCUUAAAAAGCAGAAUUGGAAUGAACAUCUGGAGAGACACUGGAAAAAAGAUAAGAAUGUAUCACUUCCACGAAUAUUUACAUGUCCUUUGUGCAACGAUAAUUUGCCGACCUAUCGUAUGUUAAAGAAUCACAUGAUUGGAAUUCAUGAGCUUGACCGUCAAGACCCCCUAAUAAUGAAUCAAAAACCAUUGUACGAAUGCAAUGAGUGUCAAGAGAAAUUCAAGCAUCAAAUGUCGCUCAAGUCACACAAGGAAAAGGUACAUGAAGGCAAAAUUGUACCUCUUGCAUUUCAGUGCGAUAUAUGCAAAAAUGUAUACAAAGCCAAACGAUUCCUAAUAAGGCAUAUUCAAAGUGAACACAAUGAUAAUAAAUGUCAGCAGUGUGAUGAAACAUUCACAGAUAAAAAAGAUCUUGAUCAUCAUGUUUCAUUACACAAUAGUAAGAUCGCAUGUGAGUACUCUGACAAACAAAGGGAUGCUAGGAACUUACAUCACCAAGAACACACGAUCAUUUUUUACCAGUGUGGAGAUUGCAACGAGUCAUUCGAUAGCUAUGCUAAUCGCUUAAAUCAUCGCAAAAAGAUGCACAAACCCGAGUGACCAGAAUGCAAAAUUAAAUGCGAUAAUAUACAACAAAUUACAAUUCAUCUGGACAAACACUUCUCCGUGAAAAAUUAAGUAAAUUAGAUUCCAAGUAAUGUUAUAGGUGAUAUAGUUAUAUAUGUAUA
Molecule: messenger RNA, 2444 nt
Organism: Acromyrmex echinatior (Panamanian leafcutter ant)
Lineage: Eukaryota; Metazoa; Arthropoda; Insecta; Hymenoptera; Formicidae
Biological process (GO): regulation of transcription by RNA polymerase II
Cellular component (GO): nucleus
Molecular function (GO): RNA polymerase II transcription regulatory region sequence-specific DNA binding; zinc ion binding; DNA-binding transcription factor activity, RNA polymerase II-specific
Source: RefSeq, a predicted model, not a curated record